Molecule: messenger RNA, 852 nt
Organism: Rotaria socialis
Lineage: Eukaryota; Metazoa; Rotifera; Eurotatoria; Philodinida; Philodinidae
Source: the annotation of a GenBank genome assembly
AUGGAUAUUCAUGGUAACAGAAAAAAUAUCGGUCAUAUCAUGUUAAUUUUAGUUGAUGUGUUGAAUCUCGCUGAACAGAUUGGCGUUUAUUUUAUUGCUCGUGAAAACGAUUUGGAUGAAACUGAACAACAAAAAUUCUUUUUUAUUUUGUUCGCUGUCGGCGGUGCACUGGUAUUUAAACCACUUUGUGUUCAUGCAAUACCAAUGGUUUUAUUUAGUAUAGCCAUUGAGAUUGGUGAAUUAGUGUCAUAUUUAGCAGUAUUGUCAAAUACAACUACUUUACUCGUUGUUGUUAUUGUAUUUUCUGCCGUCGAAAUUAUGCUUCACAUGAUUAGUAUAAUCGGUCUUUGGGGUGAAAAUAACGGAUAUUGCGAAGAAUUCGUAAAAAACUGUUGUGCAUUACCGGUACGCGUAAUCUUAUAUGGUUUAUUAUUUCAAACACAAAUAUUGUUCUUAUUUCUUGAUGUUAAUUCACCAUUUCGUGGAACGUACUAUGAAGUCUUAAUGAUAUUCUCGACAUUUUUCGGUUUAACGAGUAUAGAUAAAAUAGCCACAAAAUGUUGUAGUAUGACUGAAGGUGAUAACGAGAAUAAUUUACUUACAAUAUGGGAAGGAAUUUUAUCGUUGUUAAGUGCACUAGAAAGUCCUAUUAUUGUAAUCACUGCAGUUGUAUAUGCAAGUCAAUUGCUACAAGAUAGAUCAUCAUUGAAAACAUAUGACUUUGCUAUAUAUAUUGUCAUUAUAAUUACGUAUGGAUCAGCUCUUCUUGGACUAGCUAUAUCAAUUUUAUGUACUCUGUGUUUAUGUGCAGGUGCGUUGGUAUUGGGCAUAAAGAAUGUGUUUUCCUCAUAG